This is a messenger RNA of Mizuhopecten yessoensis (Yesso scallop), 6714 nucleotides long. RefSeq names its product leucine-rich repeat-containing G-protein coupled receptor 5-like. The transcript has 20 exons. Gene Ontology annotation, molecular function: G protein-coupled receptor activity; protein binding; protein-hormone receptor activity. Bases 1015 to 4953 code for a protein of 1312 amino acids. Gene Ontology annotation, biological process: G protein-coupled receptor signaling pathway. The record is from RefSeq and is a predicted model, not a curated record. Lineage: Eukaryota; Metazoa; Mollusca; Bivalvia; Pectinida; Pectinidae. Gene Ontology annotation, cellular component: membrane.
GAAACCUAUUGAGACAAGUGUGAAAAAAUACCAUCAAAACAAACAUACAAACGACCCCCUCCCCUUCCAAGAGUCUGCGUGCCGCUGUAGACAGCGCGUGAUAUAUGUAUACUGUUUGUGCCAAUUCUCUGUCUGUCUGCUUCACUUAUGUAUAGAGUUUUUACAAUGCCAAUCUCCUCAACAUAUUUCUAAUAUAACAUUGUCUAUGAUAGUUUAUGUUAGGGAAUAGGUUUGUACAGUUCGCCAGACCUGCCGGCUUAGACCCUCAGUAGCUAAUCGAUUUCAACAAGUAUAUAUGCAAGUUCAUGUUGUGAACGCCACACACCCUCCUUACAAAGGUGAAGUCCUCUUUUGCAUCUUCACGGCGCUCGCACGCGCCCCCAUUCCUCACCCCCAUGUGACCAGUCAUCUGUAUCUACAUCUAACCAAGUAUUGUGGAUAUGUAAGCCCCGGAAUGUCCCUCCCGUUAGAUCUCGUGAGAUACAAUGCGGGAUUUAUAACCGUUGUGACACAUGCUAGCCGGCUAUAGACGGCGUACACAGACUUACAAGCGCAGAGAUCGAUAGGCUUGUUUUCCACUUGAGCCCUCGGACAGGGUUAUAUAGUUACAGGGACCGACUCCUCUACUCCAGUAAACUUCAGAAAAAUGUGUACACGUCGGACAGUGUUGCCGUACGGAGGGGCCCAUAGCCCCUAUCGGGUGACUUGGAUAAGAGGGCUCGCAUCCUUUUGUGAUGCGCUGGGUUUGUUCUAAAUCCGGCAUUGUGAAGUGUUAGAUACAUCCCUUUAUCUGCGUUCUAACGACUCGGUAGAUUAUAUGGCUGAUUACCGAUACUUCAAAUUGUGAUGAUAACCGAUAAUGAUGUCAUUUCAAGGCAGGGACUGUCAAAGGUUCGCCAUUCCGUGUGGGGACACUGAAGAGUUCGGAGAUACCUCUGGCCUAGCCCUUGCCCUUUAUACCUGUUGGGAGUACCUCGAAUCCUACACGUCCGGGAAAUGUUCCCGUGAUUUCUAAUGGCGACCCUAACAGGAAGUGGUUACAUCGCUUCCGUCAUGGCGGUAUUUUUGUACGUCGCCAUGGCGUGUUUAUUUGUUUGUAAUGCUGCGGACACUACUGAAGGGACACCGGAAAAUGUGUGUGAGUGCAUAAAAGCAACAACGUUUGGGGGUUUUCAAUGUAACUGCCGGAGGAGAAACCUGACAACCGUACCUCAGCAUUUACCGACCGACACCCGGGAACUAGACCUGAGAAUGAAUAACAUAUCCACUCUUCCUGACUAUGUCUUUGAAAGAUAUACGUACCUAGAAGAUCUCCGUCUUACCAGCAACGUUCUCGUGGAUAUGUCCGACAACGCUUUGCAUGGCCUUCACCGACUCAAAUCCCUACACCUAGAUGGGAACAAAUUGGAAAUUGUACCAAAGGCCUUCAAAACGCUUCAAAACCUGUUGCUGCUACAUCUGGACGCCAAUCACAUCAAACAAGUGCCUGCUGAGAGCUUCAGAAAUCUAAGACGGCUAAAGUCCUUGCAUUUUGAAGCUAAUUCUCUGACGUCAUUUCCGACGGAUGCUUUUCAAUACCUUGCGGCUCUGGAAGCCUUAGAUUUAUCCGUCAACAAAAUAGAACGAAUCCCGGAUUACGCAUUCAGCAACUUGACAAAUCUGGUUUUGCUACGAAUGGCAGACAAUCAGCUUGCUGAGAUCGAAGACUACGCAUUCCAAGGAUUAAAUGUCCUAACCGAAUUGGUAAUGAACAGGAAUAAACUGAAGCAUAUUCCACCGGCCUUUGCAGCCUUACCUGACCUUGAAACAGUACAAAUAGAGGAUAAUAAUAUUCAAUACAUUCCUGACUACGCCUUUUCCGGUAACAACCGAAUCCGCAUGCUAGUACUCAAAGAUAACCCUAUCGUGUCUUACGGAAAACGGGCUUUCACCAAUCUACCAUUGAAGAACCUACAUUUAUCAGAGGCAAGAGAUAUGACGGAAUUCCCUGAUCUGUCUGGCGCAACUCAGCUGGAGACUCUGAAACUAGACAGAUCCGCCAUUACUGAGAUUCCUGCUAACUUCUGUGAUUUCCAUCCUGAUAUCAAGGAACUAAAUGUGCAUUCCAAUAAUAUCAAGAAAAUACCAGAUCUGACACGUUGCCGAAUGUUGGAGCUUUUGAAUUUGGGAAACAACGAUGUAUCAUCUCUAGAUGAAAAUGUGUUCGCCAACCUGACACAUCUAAAGGAUCUUAUUUUAACACGUAAUAUCAUCACAUACAUCCCCCGGAAUGCAUUCUGUGGACUCGUCAAACUUGACUAUCUGGAUUUGUCAAAAAACAAAAUUGGUGAAAUACACGACGAUGCGUUCAUCGACUUAAUCGCUCUGACAGACUUAAACUUAAGUGAAAACGAUUUCCCACGCCUACCAAUUGAUGGACUACAGAACCUGCAAGUGCUGAAGACGUUCCAUAACACGAACCUCAGGGAGGCUGUUCCUUCUAAUAGACUACCAAAGAUCAAAAUACUUGUUUUGUCGUACGCCUACCAUUGUUGUGACUUCAUAUAUGCUGGUCGAAAGGACGAACACGAUACUAGACUAAAGGAGGAUGUUACAUGGUUAGCGGUCUCUUCAGAUAAUCGAACGUACGACGACUACACGGACGACAAUUACAACUUUGAUCACUAUACAAGCUUUAUCGGUCCACAUGUCAUCGGUAACAUCACCCCGUCGGACAUCGAUGAGUACGAUAGUUUGGAGGCCCUAAUUCACGUGAGGAAACCCGUGAACUGUACACCAUUGCCAGGCCCAUUCCUGCCCUGUGAUGAUCUGUUCGGUUGGUGGUCUCUUCGGUGCGGUGUAUGGAUGGUCUUCCUUUUAGCAGUUGCGGGGAAUGGUAUAGUACUGUUCGUGUCAAUCAGCGGUAGAUCCAAGAUGGAGGUUCCAAGAUUCCUCAUAUGUAAUCUUGCUUGUGCGGAUUUCUGUAUGGGCGUGUAUCUCGGCAUGUUAGCCAUCGUGGACGCCUCAACAAUAGGCGAGUUCCAGCAGUACGCUAUCCGCUGGCAGAUGAGUCCUGGAUGCCUAGUGGCGGGUUUUCUCGGCGUGUUCUCCAGUGAGCUGAGUGUGUUUACCUUGACAGUGAUUACCGUGGAACGUUACUAUGCCAUUUCACACGCUCUCCAGUUCAAUAAGCGACUAACACUCAAAUCUGCAGGAGUUGUAAUGACGGGAGGAUGGAUUUUCUGCAUAGGUGUUGCCAGUCUGCCGCUAUUCGAAAUCAGCGACUAUCGAAAAUUUGCAAUAUGUCUUCCUUUUGAAACAAGUGAAAGAGAGUCGUUAGCCUACGUCUGUUUCAUAAUGAUAUUCAACGCCGUGUCAUUCAUCGCUAUCAUAGCCUGCUACAUCAAAAUCUAUAUCUCCAUUUUGGGCUCCCAAGCGUGGAACACAAAGGACUUCCGAGUAGCCAAGCGAAUGGCCAUUCUAAUCUUCACAGACUUUCUCUGUUGGUCGCCUAUCAUACUGUUCUCAGCAACAGCUGCCUUCGGGUAUGAACUGAUAAGCCUAAACGAGGCUAAAAUAUUAACUAUAUUCGUCUUGCCGCUCAACAGCUGUGCUAAUCCUUUCCUGUAUGCAAUAUUCACAAAACAAUUUAAACGAGACUGUGUCAAAUUAUGCAAACGGAUUGAAGAAUCGUCCAUAUCAAGAAGUCUUUCCAGCCUGAAUAGUAGGCGUGUAUCAAUAGGCUGUGGGUCGUCAUGGAGACACUUACAGCUGCACAGUCCGAUGAGUACGGAAAAGCGAAGCAGUUGUAGCAAUUCUUACAGCGGUGUUAGUAGCCCGGAUGGACUUCUCAACCCACAUGGUAUCGAUGGAAAAUACUUCCGGAAACAAUCCGGCGACAGUUUACUGGGUGGUAUGUCCAUAUCAAGCGAGGACAAAGUCACGUCCACCGCGAGAUUAUUCAUGCGCCGUGAUUCUUCGCCUUGUAAAGAUGCGAUAGAAAACAUGGACGGCGGAGACCAGAAAAGGCGACUUUCAGUCGGAUUAGCGGGAUCAGAAUCACAAAUAGUCAUUCACUUUGACCGGAAGGAUGUGAAAAGUGGAUCAGAUGAUUCAACACUGGGUGACGAGCCACGAGCUAGCUAUAAAAAGAGGUACACACGGCGCCGUCCCAGUGCGACCCGUGGGACGUCUGCUACUGGUGGAGACGGGCUCGAUAUCGAGACGGUGCUUGAAAGUGCGCGGGAAUGUGAUAUGGAACACUCAUUUCAAAGGGAGGAUACUGUGAAGAAGGAUAUAACUGCUCAAGAAUUGUUUGCUAAAUACCGCCAAAACAAAGAAAAACUCAGAAAUGCAGUCACGGAUAUAGAUACAGGGAAACUUCAGCAUGGUAAUUCUGCACCAAAUGUACAGAGUUUUGAAACAAAACCAAUUUUACGGCUUCCGGUACAAAGUGAUUCACAUGACAAAACAUCACACAUCAAUGAAUGGAGAAAGUCAUCCCACCUAUCAUUUCUUUGGCGUAACUCGUUAGAUCUAGAGGGACAUAUGCCCUCUUAUAAAUCAAACAGCCUAAUUGAGUUACCGUGUUCACCAAAAGACUUCAGAUUAUCUCCGUGCAAACGUCGAAGUUUGUCCUCUCGACAUGAGGGUUACAUACUGCUGAAAAACAACAAUAGAGAUUCGGCCUACGAGGACGAAGAUGAGAUGCUGGAAUACCAGGAAAGCAUUGCUCAGUCUGGAAAACAGUGUCGACAGCUCAGUGCAAUGUCUUACGUCAGCAACGCUCACGCGGAUGACCGGCAAUCUGGUGACGUCAGGGAAACCACUUUGGACGAGAAGCAUAGUGUUAUGAGUCAGACUAGUCAGAACAGUAAGGAAAGUGGCAUCAGCUCCGAGACCUGUUGUCAUGACAACAAGGACAAACUUGUAAAACACAGCGUAUCAACAGAAGAAAGAAAAGUUGUGACGUAGAAAUUUAUUUCGGGAGACAUUACAAUGAUAACAUGUGAAACAACGAGUUGAAUUAUGUAACCAGAUGAUUGCGUCCAAAAUGAUCGUGUUUUAUAUGAUCAUGAAUGGACAUCUUGAUACUUUUUGAGUGUUGUUUAUAUACUUUAUUGUUUGGUGAAGAGUAAUGUAGCCACGUAAAGAUUGGACUGUUAUGUAAAUGUAAGCAAGCUGACAAAUCUGCCCGUGCCUUGUGUAAUAGUCUUGCUUUUAUUUAGAAAACGCUCAACUCUAGAUCCUUCAGCCAGCAGCUUUAAUUGUCUUUCAAUACAUUACCUACAACAUAAAAUACAAUGUUACAAUACGUACAUUAACACGUUACUUUCGAACGUAACCAAUUUAAUUUCUUAUUUCAGGGUAUGUGUUAAAAGAGCGCCAACACUUCUGGACAAUUCCCAGUAGUUCAAUAAAAGCGAUUUAGUAUUACAAAUGUUUCAUAAAAACAAGGGAAAAUGUGUUCCCGCCUAUUAGCAAUAUUACAAAUGUUUCAUAAACACAAGGGAAAAUGUGUUCCCGCCAAUUAGCAGUAUUACAAUCAUUCGUAUCAUGCAUCUCUUGUUUUAAAUUGAAAUGAUUUAGUAGCAUACUGUAAACAUAUUCAUUUUAGCGGACUCAAAUUUCAGCACAAUGCGAAUUUUAACAAAUAAGCUUCGAUACAUUGACAUACCCACAAUAUCUGUAUGGAAAACAAUAUACGGAUAUUUCAGUUACUGUAGCGCAAUCAUAAUCUAGCUCAAUAUAUAAAGAGAGAAAAGCGCAAAAAUAAGAUAACCGCAAAAAGAUAUACGUAAAGCAAUGCCAUUUAGUUAAAAAUAACAUGGUCAGUUAAGAAAAUUAUUUCAUGAAAAUUUACGACACCUAAAGUCGGGCUAUGCGUAAGUUAAAAACAGGUUUUACUAGAGGUAGAUACUGGAAAAUACACAUAGCAAGUUAUAUUGUUCAAUGUGCUAUGUAUAUUUUCCACAGAAUCUACCGCUUGUAAAACCUGCUUAUCUUCUGUUCAUUAAAUAUAUAAUUAUGUAAUAUAUGUAAAUACCAUUUUAAUUAAUCUAAUUAAUUACAAUUCUCUAUAUUUAUUUGUCUCCAUAAUAUGGUAUUAAUUCGAAAAAUGAUUCCUGAUAAUUUUACACUUGCCUUGUUUUUCGUAUCUGUGUUAUUUAUCAAAGAACGUAACUACUAGCCGAUUUAUUGACCAAGCGCACGCUUCAAAAAUAAUCUUUGAACAUUUUUUACAAAUUAAUUACAGGGUCAACAGCAGAUUAUAUCAAAUUGUUCACUGAACAAUUCGUAAUAGCCCUUUGGGGUGCCUAAACUAUUUUUUACAUUUUUGUUCUAGUAGAAUGGAACAUAUUCAUAGUUUCAAUACAGAAGGGUAAAUCAACAUUCUCAGUCCAAAAUCCAGAAACGUAGCUAGAACAGAGUAGACAUUAAAACAAAAGACUCCAAUAACCUCACAAAGAAAAAAUCGAAAUUAUGUGCCCCGUCAGUGCAAGCAUUCCCUGUACCGAAUGUGGCAUUCUCCGCAAGUUUUCCGUCAAAUAUCCCUGCAAUGAUACAGUACAAGAAGUUAUAUAAGAAAAAGAAAAAUAAGAAAAACACUACAUGUGCAUUGCUUGUAUGACAAAAUUACAGAAAUGUGUAUUUAGGUCUUUUAUAAAUGGUGCAUAAAUAUGAAAAAAAAUACAAUAUCUUUUUCAUAUAUAUAAAAACAUACAUAUAUUUCGA